Messenger RNA from Plenodomus lingam JN3, 3570 nucleotides. Lineage: Eukaryota; Fungi; Ascomycota; Dothideomycetes; Pleosporales; Leptosphaeriaceae. The record is from RefSeq and is a predicted model, not a curated record.
AUGGACUCACUGGAUCUGGGAAAGGAGAGCGUCUCCGCCGACGCGCCAAGACGUCUCUACCACACUAUUCUGCCUCUCUACUUUACAUCCCUACGCUUCAAGCCACCCGCGCAACGACAACCCCGACGCGUCAAUCCGGCCAUCGAUCAAUCAUUGACCUUCCUCUCGAAAUCGCCACUACGACCACACGCGAACAUAGCGACAACGAAUUAUACGCGACUAGACGCGGCGAACGACGAAACGGGCAUUAUGGCGCGCAAGAGCGCUGUUGAAUCUGAUGGCGAAGCCUCGGCGCAUUCCGACGUGGAGAUGCAGGAUCAGCAGGAUGACAAGAUGAACGGCUUCAAGAAGUUUGGGGACUCUGACACAAAUCCAAACACGACAGCAAGCAGUGUCGCAGGCGACCAUGGGCAUCAAGACGGUCGCAAGCGACGCGCUGAAGUGAUGAACAUGCGAAAGAGCAUCUACGGCAAGAAGCACGAUCGUCUGGGCGCGUCCAAGGAAGACGAUACCAUUCGGCGCUUCCGUUACCUCCUUGGCCUCACUGACCUCUUCCGUCACUUCAUCGAUACCAACCCCAACCCACGCAUCAAGGAAAUUCUCGCAGAGAUUGAUCGCCAAGACGCGGAAGAGGUCAAGAAGUCGAAAGCAAGCAAGGUGCGCAAAGGUGGUGCGGCCGCAGAACGCAGGCGCAAGACAGAACAAGAGGAGGACGCCGAGUUGGUGCGCGAAGAGAAGCAUGGUGGGCACAACGAGACCGUCUUUCGCGAGUCACCAGGCUUCAUCAAGGGCGGCACCAUGCGCGAUUACCAAGUUGCAGGUCUCAACUGGCUGAUUUCUCUGCAUGAGAACGGUAUCUCGGGAAUUCUCGCCGAUGAGAUGGGUCUCGGAAAGACGCUGCAGACGAUUUCCUUCCUCGGUUACCUGCGCUUUAUUGCAGGCAUAACUGGUCCACAUCUUGUCGCCGUUCCAAAAUCAACGCUCGACAACUGGAAGCGUGAAUUUGGAAAGUGGUGCCCAGAAAUCAACGUCCUGGUCCUUCAGGGAAACAAGGACGACCGUGCCGAGCUCAUCAAGGAUCGACUGGUUGACGAAAAAUUCGACGUUUGCAUUACCUCAUACGAGAUGAUUCUACGAGAGAAGACACACUUGAAGAAGUUUGCAUGGGAGUACAUCAUCAUCGAUGAGGCGCAUCGCAUCAAGAACGAAGAGUCGUCACUUGCACAGAUGGUCCGCGUGUUCAAUUCAAGAAGCAGGCUGCUCAUCACUGGUACUCCUCUUCAAAACAAUUUGCAUGAGCUAUGGGCACUUCUCAACUUCUUACUUCCCGACGUUUUCGGAGACUCUGCCGCUUUCGACGACUGGUUCUCGCAACAAAAUGCUGACUCUGACGCUGUCGUUCAACAGCUACACAAGGUUUUGCGACCCUUUUUGCUUCGGCGUGUCAAGGCCGAUGUGGAAAAGUCACUUCUGCCCAAAAAGGAAAUCAAUUUGUACGUUGGCAUGUCUGACAUGCAAGUGCAAUGGUACAAAAAGAUUCUCGAGAAAGACAUCGAUGCUGUCAAUGGCGGUGCUGGCACUAAGGAAUCGAAGACACGAUUGCUUAAUAUUGUUAUGCAACUGCGAAAGUGCUGUAACCACCCUUAUCUGUUCGAAGGUGCAGAGCCAGGUCCGCCGUACACUACAGAUGAGCAUCUGGUUACAAACGCUGCCAAGAUGGUCAUGCUUGACAAGCUACUCAAGCGUAUGAAGGCCAAGGGCAGCAGAGUACUCAUCUUCUCCCAGAUGAGUCGAGUGCUGGACAUCAUGGAGGAUUAUUCGGUAAUGCGAGGCUAUCAGUACUGCCGUAUCGACGGAUCGACCGCCCACGAAGAUCGUAUCCAGGCCAUCGAUGAUUACAACAAGGAGGGCUCCGAAAAAUUUCUAUUCUUGCUGACCACACGCGCCGGCGGCUUGGGUAUCAACUUGACCACUGCCGACGUUGUUGUACUCUUCGACAGUGAUUGGAAUCCCCAGGCCGAUCUUCAAGCUAUGGACCGUGCUCAUCGUAUUGGCCAGACCAAGCAGGUGUACGUGUUCCGUUUCGUGACGGAGAGUGCGAUCGAAGAGAAGGUUCUCGAGCGCGCAGCCCAAAAGCUGCGUCUUGACCAGCUUGUCAUCCAGCAAGGACGCACACAGCAACCUGUAAAGAAUGCUGCUUCGAAGGAUGAACUCCUGACUAUGAUUCAACAUGGUGCUGAAAAGGUUUUCAACAGCAAGGGUGCACUGGGUCCUGCCGGUGAUGGAGAAUUCGCGGAUGACGAGUUCGACGAAGUCAUGAAGCGUGGUGAGGAGAUGACUGAGAAGCUCAACAAGCGCUACGAGGCACUUGGUCUUGAUGAUCUACAGAAGUUCACAUCUGACUCGACUUAUGAGUGGAAUGGUGAGACAUUCCAGCCUCGCAAGAAGGAGAUUGGCAUCUCAUGGAUCAACCCAUCGAAGCGCGAACGCAAGGAGCAAAACUAUGGCAUCGACUCAUACUACCGCAAGGCCCUCGUCACUGGAGGACGAACUGAAAGCAAGCAGCCUAGGAUCCCAAGGGCACCCAAGCAAAUCGUCAUUCACGAUUAUCAAUUCUUCCCCGAGCGAUUGGCGGAGCUCCAAGACAAGGAGACGGCAUGGUAUCGAAAGGAAAAUGGCCUCAAGGCUCCACUCCCGGAUGGGCCUGAUGAAGAUCUCGAAGCUCGCGAGGCUGAUCAAGAGCUUGCACAGAAGGAGAUUGACAAUGCCGAACCCCUCACAGAAGAGGAGAAGGCGGAGAAGGAACGCUUGAUUGAGAAAGGUUUCCCCGAGUGGAACAAGCGUGAUUUCCAACAGUUCCUCAACGGGACUGCCAAGUACGGCCGCACAAACUACGAAGGCAUCUCGGAAGAAGUCGACGGCAAAGAUGCGGAUGAAAUUGCCGCCUACGCCAAAGUGUUCUGGAAGAAGUACAAGACACUGGAACAAUGGCAAAAGCACAUUGGCGUGAUCGAAGAGGGUGAACAGCGCGUUCGCCAAUCUGAAAUCCGCAAAAACCUCAUCGCGAAGAAGGUUGGCAUGUACCGCAUGCCUCUCCAGCAAAUGCAGAUCAAAUACACAGUUUCGACAACGAAUAAGAAAGUGUACACGGAGGAGGAAGAUAAGUUCCUCGUCGUCAUGUUGCACAAGCAUGGGGUCGAGGGCGACAUGAUCUACGAAAAGAUUCGAGAUGAAAUUCGAGAAUCCCCACUCUUCCGCUUCGACUGGUUUUUCCUGAGCCGCACGCCCCAGGAGAUUGGCCGACGAUGCACGACGCUCAUCACGGCCAUUGUGCGGGAGUUGGGCGACGCGGAUGCGCAGACUGGCAAGGGCGGCAAGCGUGUGUAUGAAGAGGAGACAGAGGAGGACGAGGAUGAGGAGCCGGUUAAGAAGAAGGCAAAGAAUGGGGUCAAGAACAAGCAGCUGGAUGUGGUAAAGGCCAAGGCGUCGCCGGCGUCGACGUCUCCCUCGAGGGCUAGCAGUGUUGCUUCGAGCGGGUCGGCGAAGAAGGCAAAGGGUAAGAAGAAGUGA